AUGGAAGAGGAACUCUUUUGUGUGUGUAGAAAGCCAGCAGGAUACAACAGGUUUAUGAUCGAGUGCACCAAAUGCAAAAAUUGGUUUCACGGAAGCUGUGUAUCUGUGAAGAAAAGUCAAAAGACACCUGAUACUUGGCUUUGUCCAAAUUGUGUGAAAGAGUGCAAUGAGGGGAAAGACAGUGUCUCCAAAGCGGAUUUCGAGCAAGCCAGUAAUGAAAUAAAGAUUUUAAAAGGUCAAAUGUCAAAUGUGUUGAUUGUCGUGAAGUCACUCGUCAAUCAAAGCAAAACGAAAGAGAAAUGUUACAAUGAGAAAGAUGAGGAGGUGACAGCUUUAAGAGCAGAAUGUGAUGUCAAAGACAAGGAAAUAAGAAUACUCAAAGAACAAUGUGACAAGCAAAAUGAGGAGAAAGAAGUCCACGAGGAAUGCAUUAGAAAAUUAAAGCAAGAAUUAGACGCCUGUAAGAAAGGAAUGGAAGCUGAAAAGGAGGCAUGUCAGAAGCAAUUAGAAUCUGUUAAAGAGUCAUAUCAGAAAGAAUUAGAAGCCGUAAUUGAAUGUUGUAAGAAAAAAGAGGUUGAGAACAGGCAACUACUUGUCAAGCUUCAGCUAUGGCAAACGAAGUAUGAAGAGCUUAACAACAGCAGAUGUGAAAAGAAGACUGUCGUUAAUAAAGUUAAGAGCCUAUCUUUGAAGAAACGGAUGGUAUUUUCACAGCCACAAUCAGAGACAGUCUAUGAAAAAAUGGAUGAAAAUUAG
This is a messenger RNA of Thrips palmi, 756 nucleotides long. Its product is annotated as putative E3 ubiquitin-protein ligase ubr7. The coding region runs from base 1 to 756 and encodes 251 amino acids. The transcript has 6 exons. NCBI's taxonomy places the organism in Eukaryota, Metazoa, Arthropoda, Insecta, Thysanoptera, Thripidae. The record is from RefSeq and is a predicted model, not a curated record. Gene Ontology annotation, cellular component: Set1C/COMPASS complex.